AUGCCCUCCCGUCCGCCCAUCCCUCAGACCCUCUGGGAUCUGCAAACACCUCUCUACAUUACCCAUGCCUCGGCGCCAAACCAGCCCUUCGUGACGGCGGUCCCAAGGUUCAGCUACCUGGCCCUGCUUCUCCCCCGGCUCUCGUCGUACUUUGGCCUGCCAUGCACCAGCUUCCACCAUGAGGACGUCCUGCUGCGCAAUCUGGCCGUCGGUCUGUUGAUCGAUCUGUACCAGCCAACUCUCCCUUGGCGCCUGACGGUCAAUGAUGGCAUGAGUUGGGACAUUGGGGACACCUUCCUCAACAGCGCCAAAGAGGCGGAUUUCGUGCGCAACGGCAAUGCACAGCAGAUCAUGUCUCUUUCGAAGGAGAACACGACAGCGCUUUGGAAUGCCGUACAAGACAAUGAUUACGCAGCGUUCCACAAGAUAAACUCGCGGCUUCUCAACACCUCGCGAGAACUCAGGAACGUUCCCAUCCGCAUCUACAUCCCCCAAUCUCCCGGCGAUGCAUUACGUGCCACAGCAGGCUCUUUCAAGGUCGUCCAAUCACUGGUCCAACCCCGCCUCAACGAGCGCAAUCCACAGACACUCGGGGCCGCUCUCCGCGGACUUCUGCCGAGGCUCUUCCCCAGUAGUCGCGACCCGGUGCUGGCAAACGUCCUUCUUCACGGGGCGCAUGUCCCAUUCACGGCACCGUUGCAAGACUUGAUGCGGGAGGCGGCUUACCCCGACGGGUGGAUUUGUUUGGUGGUCGUUCCUCUCGAUGUAUAG
This is a messenger RNA of Pseudomassariella vexata, 771 nucleotides long. RefSeq names its product autophagy protein Apg5-domain-containing protein. Lineage: Eukaryota; Fungi; Ascomycota; Sordariomycetes; Amphisphaeriales; Pseudomassariaceae. The transcript is spliced from 4 exons. Gene Ontology annotation, cellular component: Atg12-Atg5-Atg16 complex; cytoplasm; phagophore assembly site membrane. Bases 1 to 771 code for a protein of 256 amino acids. The record is from RefSeq and is a predicted model, not a curated record. Gene Ontology annotation, biological process: autophagosome assembly; autophagy of mitochondrion; C-terminal protein lipidation.